CACUGUAGCAAGCAAAUGCAGCACUGACAAAUGAACAAAACACGGGUAGGGAGUUCACUUGAUGCUGGAAGUUUACGUCCAGCUUUGUGGACAAAAGAGGAGCAUUACACAGUGGACAUGUUCCUCCUUUUUUCAUCAUGAGAGCAGCUUCCUGAGAGAGAUGUUUGCCACAACAUGAUGUGAGUUGGGGCCGGAGCAGUAGACUAAAUGUCACUGGACAGAAGAAGUUUUCUGAUGGUUGCUCAACAAAUAGAUACUCUUUCUCUGACGAAGGUCUG
Geodia barretti is the source of this 278-nucleotide messenger RNA. The record is from the annotation of a GenBank genome assembly. NCBI's taxonomy places the organism in Eukaryota, Metazoa, Porifera, Demospongiae, Tetractinellida, Geodiidae.